Molecule: messenger RNA, 1077 nt
Organism: Seminavis robusta
Lineage: Eukaryota; Bacillariophyta; Bacillariophyceae; Naviculales; Naviculaceae
Source: the annotation of a GenBank genome assembly
AUGUCUACCACCAAUCCUUGCAGUCCUAAUAAAAUGCAGAAACUGAACCCUGCUAUUCUAGACCAGAAAGAACUCUGGAUCAGCCACAUCCUUCAAUUUCUGGGCAUGGGACAGUAUGCCUAUGUGGGUGCUGUCAACAAGAAAUUCAACCAUCUCUACAAGGAGUAUUGUGAUUCUGUGAAGAAUCCUCCUACUGUCAAACUGGGCAAAAAGAAGCGUGCGGCAAUCAGCACUGAUACUUUCUACUCAGUUGUGUUUUACAAUGUUCCAUGCACUCGAUACUGGCAUGUGGCACAUAAUUCCAGCCAGAACCUCUCCUGUUUUCAUCAGAAUGAUGUUUGCCCUACAAUUGCCAAAGCUGGAAAUCUCCCAGUUCUCCAAUGGGCCAGCAUAGAAGAAGAAUAUCCAAUGGAGGAACGGACAUGCUCUGCAGCUGCUGGAGGAGGGCAUUUGGAACUUCUGAAAUGGGCUCAGCAGAAUGGGUGCCCAUGGGAUAAAGCAACAUGCUCUGCUGCUGCUUGUGGAGGGCAUUUGGAACUUUUGAAAUGGGCUCGUGAGAACGGUUGCCCUUGGGAUGAAGAAACAUGCUGGUAUGCUGCUCGACAUGGACAUUUGGAACUUCUUAAAUGGGCUCGUCAGCAUGGGUGCCCAUGGAAUGAAGAAACAUGCAGUAGUGCUGCUCGUGGAGGUCAUUUGGAACUUCUGAAAUGGGCUCGUGAGAACGGGUGCCGGACAUUUGGAACUUCUGAAAUGGCUCGUGAGAAUGGGUGCCCCUGGAAUGGAUGGACACGCAAUGCCGCUGCUGGUAGAGGGCAUUUGGAACUUCUGAAAUGGGCUCAUGAGAAUGGGUGUCCAUGGGAUACAGAAACAUGCUAUGCCGCUGCUGGAGGAGGACAUUUGGAACUUCUGAAAUGGGCUCAUGAGAAUGGGUGUCCAUGGGAUAAGCAACAUGCUCUGCUGCUGCUCGUGGAGGCAUUUGGAACUUCUGAAAUGGCUCGUGAGAAUGGGUGCCCAUGGAUGAAUGGACAUGCACUGCGCUGCUGGGGUGGUCAUUUGGAUUCUGAAAUGGGCUCGUGA